Messenger RNA from Copidosoma floridanum, 1284 nucleotides. RefSeq names its product dietary and metabolic glutamate transporter-like. Gene Ontology annotation, cellular component: membrane. Gene Ontology annotation, molecular function: transmembrane transporter activity. The record is from RefSeq and is a predicted model, not a curated record. Gene Ontology annotation, biological process: monoatomic anion transport; transmembrane transport. NCBI's taxonomy places the organism in Eukaryota, Metazoa, Arthropoda, Insecta, Hymenoptera, Encyrtidae.
UCCCAUGUGACACAGGGCGUGAUCCUGUCCUCUUUCUACUGGGGAUACGUCAUCACGCAGAUCCCAGGAGCACUGAUCGCCGAAACAUUCGGCGGCAAGCACACGCUCGGCUUGGGCAUCGUAUCCACGGCAGUGCUCACGUGCUUGAUCCCAAUGGCCACGCGCUUCGGCGACGCUCCGGCCCUCAUCGCCCUCCGGGUUCUCAUGGGACUCUGCGAGGGCGUGACCCUCCCCGCGUUAAACGUGCUCAUAUCCCAGUGGACGCCCCCCGACGAGAGGUCGAAAACCGGGUCCUUCGUGUACGUGGGCGCGCCCCUCGGCACCGUCUUCGCCACCGCGACCUCCGGUCUGCUCCUAAAGUACUUCGACUGGCCGAUCGUCUUCUACUUCUUCGGCAUCCUUGGGGCACUGUGGUACGUCAUAUGGAUCGCCUUCUGUUACAACAGCCCCCGGGAGCACCCCUUCAUAUCGGACAAGGAGGCCCAAUACUUGGAGAACGAGUUGUGCGAGCACGUCCACGUGAACCCGCCCUCGGUGCCCUGGAGGGCGAUGCUCACGUCCAUGCCCAUGUGGGCCCUCAUAGCCGUGCAGAUAGGCCACGAUUGGGGCUUUUACACCAUCUCCUCGGAUCUGCCCUCGUACAUGGCCAACGUCCUCCUGUUCAAGAUCGACGAGAACGGUUACCUGAGCUCCCUGCCCUACGUCGGCAUGUGGCUGUGCUGCGUCCUCAUGUCGUGGCUGGCCGAUUGGCUGAUAGCCACCGACCGCAUGUCCAGGACUAACGUGAGGAAACUCGGGACGACCCUCGCGUCGAUCGGCCCGGGGGUGUUCAUCGUCGCGGCUUCGUACGCGGAGUGCGACAAAAAACUCGUGGUCGCCAUGUUCGUGGUGGGGGUCACGUUUUUGGGAUGCGGGAUCCCGAGUCUCAAGGUCAACGCCCUCGACCUGAGUCCGAAUUACGCGGGCACGGUGAUGGCGGUCAGCAACGGCUUCGCCGCCUGCACGGGGAUCAUCACUCCCUACUUGGUGGGCAAGAUCACGACGAACGAGAGACUCAGCGAGUGGCGCGUCGUCUUUUGGAUCAUUUUUGCCGUUCUCAUGGUCACCAAUGUGUUUUACCUGAUCUUCGCCAGUGGCGAGGUGCAACCGUGGAACGACCCCCAACUCGCGGAGGAUGAGAAAAACGACGACCGGAAAAGAAAGAAAAGCCAGGGCAGCGCGCAGUAGCGACUUUUGUUCCUCGAUAUAGAGUAUUUAUUUGCAUUGUAUACAUACUUCAUUCGA